Messenger RNA from Rotaria sordida, 2157 nucleotides. The record is from the annotation of a GenBank genome assembly. NCBI's taxonomy places the organism in Eukaryota, Metazoa, Rotifera, Eurotatoria, Philodinida, Philodinidae.
AUGUUGAAAAAAUAUUCAUCAUGGACAUCAAAUCAAUCUUUAACAUCUAUGAAUACAGAUAUGACCAUGAUAAAAUCAGUAACAAUGAAAGGUGAUGAACAACAACAACGAUCAAAAAAUCAUGAAGAAGUUGAAGGUACUUCACAUAUACAUGUCAAUAAUGAUAUACAAUCAUCAUCAAUAUCAAUGAGCAGUUCAUCUUCAACAAUAAAUAAACAAACGAAAGUAUCUUCAGUUGAAAAAUCAUCAAAAGAUACAUUAACAAAAACGAAAUGGCAUCCUAAACAUAAACAUCAUCGUCAUCAUCAUCAUCAUAAUUAUCGACAGCGAACAAAAUGUGUAGGACAACAACAAAAAAUUCUUUCUCCAUCAAAAGUUACAAUUAAGAAUUCAAAAUCUAUUCAUCAAGAUCAACAAUUAAGGAUUAUCCGUCCUAAAGUAUCUAAUAAUAAUAAUUGUACAAAUAAUACGAAUGGUUUAACAAAACUUUCUCAUAAAACAACAUUAAUCGAUAAUCAAAAAGUACCUUUAGCUGUCUAUCGUGAUGUUAACAUUCAACCAUCAAUCAUAUCCAAGAGCAAUUCUCAGUUAGUCUUAUCUGAUAAAGAUAAAAAAAAAAAAACCAGUCGAGGAAAUAUUCCAUUAAAAACUAUUGAAAAUAAGCUCGUAUCUCAACGAGCAGCACCUACAAGUGAAGCUCAAGUUAGUAAUUAUUCUUCAAUGAUUUGUACUCAACCUACUCCAUGUUGUGUUCAACAAACUGAACGUAUCUAUAUUGACGAUAGUUGUUGUAAUCCAUCGACGACAAUUACUUGUCCAUCAAAUCCUUGUGUAAUUCAACAAUGUGACCCAAUGGUUUGUUUUCCUCAACAACAACAACCACAAGUAAUCGUAUAUACUGAUCAAAUGCCAUCACAAAAUUUUAUUUGUACAUCAUCACCUAACAAUAUUAUUCAACAAACAUUACCACAACAAUAUGCUUGUGUUGAUAAUACAUCACAAAUAUGUAUUUGUCAGUCAUUAUCAACAAAUUCAUCACCACAAUCUUUUAUAUGUGUAUCACAAACACCAUGUCCAACAACAUCAAGUAUUUUUAUUCAACAGCCACCUCAAAUGCAAAUUAUUUCACCUUCACAAUCACCAGCUGCACAAUGCUUUCAAAUAUGUUCAACUACUCCACAAGCUCUUCAGGCACCACCAACUAUUCAAAUUUGUACACCAAAUGUUACAGUUAACCCACAAGUUAUUUGUCAACGUCCAUGUGAUUCCGUCGCUUUACCAGUUCAAAAGCAACAACUAGUUUGUACAAGUACUCCUACUAUAACAUUAAAUCGACCAUCUUGUGCAACAGUAUGUUGUGCACCUGCUGCACCCGUAAGUCAGCCAUCCUGCGCAACAGUAUGUUGUGCACCUGCUGCACCCGUAAGUCAGCCACCCUGCGCAACAGUAUGUUGUGCCCGUGCUAUACCAAUACCACAGUCACCACCUGGACCAAGCAUGUUUCGUCAAGCUCUUAUACAAACUUUAUCUAAAAGAACUGGUUUACCGUUACCUGUAGUAUGCACCGUUAAUGCUCCAGUAGCAGAACAACCAAUGAUUUGUACACCUGCACAACCACCAAUGGUUUGCACUACAAGUCCUUUAUUAACCAAUGCUCCAACACGGUCGGCAUCCAUGCCAAUCGUACCACUUACUCCAGGUGGCUUACUUCUUCCAUUUGAGCCAUGUGAACCGUCGCAAGGUAUGAUACGUGGUCCACUUCCUCGAUCAAGUCGUUACCCAUCAACUCUAACAAAUUUUGAUGAUAUUCGACAACAAAUGCACCAACGUGCUCAGCUGCUAUCUGAUUUUCGACGACUAGAGGCGGAGCAAAUGGCAUUAUCACCUACACGUUAUCGAAAUGUACGAGCCCCAUCAGUACCUAGAUUCUCAUCAAAUUUACCACGACCCAUUUCUUCAUAUUCAUCAAAUUUACCGUUACCACCUUCUACAUUCUCAUCAAAUGUACCAUUACAACCACCCAUAAACAUACCACAAACUUCAUAUGCAAGAGGAGAUAUUAGUUCAUCUAGUACGAGCACAAGUAGAUCAUCAGCAUCAUCUACUCGACAACCUACAUUUGGUGGUUCCUAUGCGCAGCCGUCCUUCGGUGGUUAA